Molecule: messenger RNA, 1633 nt
Organism: Micromonas commoda
Lineage: Eukaryota; Viridiplantae; Chlorophyta; Mamiellophyceae; Mamiellales; Mamiellaceae
Exons: 2
Coding region: 1-1503 (500 amino acids)
Biological process (GO): pentose-phosphate shunt, oxidative branch; pentose-phosphate shunt
Cellular component (GO): cytosol
Molecular function (GO): NADP binding; phosphogluconate dehydrogenase (decarboxylating) activity
Source: RefSeq, a predicted model, not a curated record
AUGGCGGAGGCGGAUAAGUCCCAGGUGGGACUUUGCGGCCUCGCCGUGAUGGGCCAGAACCUUGCCCUGAACGUCGCCGAGAAGGGUUUCAAGAUCUCCGUGUACAACCGGUCCGGCGACAAGACCGACAACGCCGUCGCGCGCGCCCAGAAGGAGGGCCUCGGCGAUAACCUCGUCGGCUUCAAGGACAUGGGCGAGUUCGUCCAGUCCCUCGCGAAGCCCCGCUGCGUGAUCAUCCUCGUCAAGGCUGGCGCCCCGGUGGACGCCACGAUCGAGGGCCUCGCGCAGCACAUGGAGCCCGGCGACAUCAUCAUCGACGGCGGUAACGAGUGGUACGAGAACACCGAGCGCCGCGCCAAGGCGCUGGAGGAGAAGGGCCUGCUGUACAUGGGCAUGGGCGUGAGCGGCGGCGAGGAGGGCGCCAGGAACGGCCCCUCCAUGAUGCCCGGCGGCGCCAAGGCGGCGUUCGACGUCAUCGAGCCCAUCAUCACCAAGGUUUGCGCGCAGACCGACAGCGGCCCCUGCACCACCUACGUCGGCCCCGGCGGCUCCGGCAACUUCGUCAAGAUGGUUCACAACGGCAUCGAGUACGGCGACAUGCAGCUCAUCUCCGAGGCGUACGACGUGCUCAAGACGGUGGGCGGCUUGAACAACUCGGAGCUCGCCGCGGCGUUCAACGAGUGGAACGCUGCCGAGCUGGACUCCUUCCUCAUCGAGAUCUCCGCGCUGAUCCUCGCCAAGGAGGACGACCAGAAGCCCGGCGAGGGUUUCCUCGUCGACAAGAUCCUCGACAAGACUGGCAUGAAGGGCACCGGCAAGUGGACCGUUCAGCAAGCCGCCGAGCUCUCCGUCGCCAUCCCCACCGUCGCGUCCUCCCUCGACGCCCGCUUCAUCUCCGGCGUCAAGGAUGAGCGCGUCGCCGCGCAGGCCACCUACAUGUCCGCGGGCCUCGAGCCCGCCGACGCCGAGGUGGCGGCGCUCACCCCGGAGGAGAAGCAGCAACUCGUGGACGACGUCCGAGCCGCGCUCUACGCGAGCAAGAUUUGCUCCUACGCCCAGGGCAUGAACCUGAUCAGGGCCAAGUCCAACGAGCAGGGUUGGAACCUGGACCUCGGCGAGAUGGCCAGGAUCUGGAAGGGCGGCUGCAUCAUCCGCGCGCGCUUCCUCGACCGCAUCAAGAAGGCUUACGACCGCGACGCCGACCUCCCGUCGCUGCUCGUCGACGGCGAGUUUGCCAAGGAGCUCGUGGAGCGCAACGACGCGUGGAGGCGGGUCGUCACGAGCGCGAUCAACGCGGGGGUCGCCACCCCCUCGAUGUCCUCGUCCCUGGCCUACUUCGACUCCUACCGCCGCGGCAGACUUCCGGCGAACCUGGUGCAGGCGCAGCGCGAUUUCUUUGGAUCGCACACGUACGAGCGCGUCGACAUGGACGGCUGGCACCACACCGUGUGGUCCGACAUGAACUCCGCGGACUCCAUCACCACCUCCGGGUACAGCGCGUGAACGCGUCGGCUCGGGAGAGAUUCAUUUGUGUUUUAUCCCGGAUGGGAAUUCCCCGAGUCCGCCUCGCCGAUAAUAACAACGACGCGGUGACCGGAUAGUGUUGAGCUUGUAAGACCCCUGUGCAUUUACG